GUCCCCGCCCUGGUCCCCGCCUGCCUGCCGCCGUCCGGAGCCGCGGCGCUCAGAGCUGCGACCCGCGCGCUCCGCUCCGCCGCCACCGGCCCGGGCCGCCAUGUCUCCGUGGAAGAGAACCGUCUACAAGACUGUGUGCCUUUCCCUGGCCUUGCUUGUGGCCAUAACAGUAUUCCAGCGCAGUCUGACCCCCAGCCAGUUUCUGCAAGAGUCCCCGCCACCCACCUUCGAGCCACAAAAGGCCCAGAAACCAAGCGGACACCUGGUGAACCCCAACAGCUUCUGGAAGAACCUGAAGGAUGUGGUCACCCCCAUGCCCACCGUCUCCCGGGGGCCCCAGGCCUGGGACGUGACCACCACUAACUGCUCAGCCAACGUCAACCUGACCCACCAGCCCUGGUUCCAGAGCCUGGAGCCACACUUCCGGCAGUUUCUGCUCUAUCGGCACUGCCGGUACUUCCCCAUGUUGCUGAACCAUCCGGAGAAGUGCAGCGGCGACGUCUACUUGCUGGUGGUGGUGAAGUCGGUCAUCACGCAGCACGACCGUCGCGAGGCCAUCCGCCAGACCUGGGGCCGGGAGCAGGAGUCGGCGGGCAGGGGCCGCGGCGCCGUGCGCACGCUCUUCCUUCUGGGCACAGCGGCCAAGCAGGAGGAGCGGGUCCAUUACCAACAGCUGCUGGCCUACGAGGACCGUCUCUACGGGGACAUCCUGCAGUGGGACUUUCUGGACAGCUUCUUCAACUUGACCCUCAAGGAGAUCCACUUCCUCAAGUGGUUUGACAUUUACUGCCCCAACGUCCGCUUCAUCUUCAAAGGUGACGAUGACGUCUUCGUCAACCCCACGAAUCUGCUCGAAUUUCUGGCUUACUGGCGGCCACAGGAAGACCUCUUUGUGGGCGACGUCCUGCAGCACGCUCGGCCCAUCCGCAGGAAAGAUAACAAAUACUACAUCCCGGGCGUCCUGUACAGCAAGCCCAGCUACCCGCCCUAUGCAGGCGGAGGUGGCUUCCUCAUGGCCGGCAGCCUGGCCCACCGCCUGCACCACGCCUGUGACACCCUGGAGCUCUACCCCAUCGACGACGUCUUCCUGGGCAUGUGCCUGGAGGUGCUGGGCGUGCAGCCCACCGCCCACGAGGGCUUUAAGACUUUCGGCAUCUCGCGGAACCGCAAUAGCCGCAUGAACAAGGAGCCCUGCUUCUUCCGCUCCAUGCUCGUUGUGCACAAGCUGCUGCCCCCCGAGCUGCUGGCCAUGUGGAGGCUGGUGCACGGCAACCUCACCUGCUCCCGCAAGCUCCAGGUGCUCUGACCCUGGCCUCUGGUCCCCUGCAGGGAGGUGGAGGGUUUGGGCCUUAUGUGCUUCUGGGUGUGGUGGGGUGCAGGUAGCUGGAGGGGGCCCUCCCUCUGCGCACGCUUUCCAGAAAGUGGAGCUGAGGCCCAGGAAUGUUUGGAACUGCCCGGACUGGAGAAGGUCAUCUGGGGAGCGAGGCUGCUGGCCCCUGGCAGCCCUCCUAACCUGGGUCCGUUGCCUGGCUCCCUCUGACCUGGUGGGAGGUCCUGGUGGCCUCCGAAGGAACCCUGUGCUCAGGUACCUGGGCUCGGCCUGGCCCUGGAUGGGUCUGUGGCUGCCCUCUUGAAGAUUCUUCUCCCGUGAAUUGCCUCAGUCUCCCCACAGGCCCAAGCGUGGCCCUUUCGAAAGAAGCUGAAGCCUGUGCAGGCUCACAGGUCCCCCAUGGUCCACAUUCCCCCACAGUCCACACCCCUGGGUCUCCUGGGGAUGGAGCCGCAGAAGGCCCUCAGCAUACCCCCAGACCUGCCUGGAGUCGGCUGCUCCGUCUGCUGCCAGGUGCCCUCGCUCCUGGCCGCGUCCUAGAAUGCUCCCUCCAGGCCCCUGUCUGGAAGCAGGACCGGCCUCUCUGACUACCUCAGCCAUCCUCAACCUCUGGAUGGGCUGCAGCCCCAGCCCACCCCCGACGCAGGGCAGAGAGCAGCGCUCCAGCCCCCGCAGUCCCGGUGCUGCCCGACCAGCCCAAGCCCAGGGCCCUCUUGCAGCCCCACCAAGGCCUGGCUCCCUGGCCGGAAACCAGCCGGUUUGGCCCUGGAAGUGGACAUUCCUCUCUUACUGUGAAGUUUUAUUUAUGAAUAAUUUGGAGGUGGAAGGCGCCAGGCCUCAGGAGAUGGUGGUGUUCUUCCCUUCCCUUCCCUCAUCCCAGUGAGACACCGCCUCCCUCGGCCCCUUUUACCACAACCCCCCACCCCCACCCCGGGCCCCCCAUGCCCGUCACAGCCCCGCCCCCCUGCACGCCUCCUUCUCCAGGCCUGAGCAGACUAGCCUUUGCUCCUGCGAAGGGAUGGAGUGACCCUCGAGGGCCACCCCACCCAGGUUCCGGGGUCCUCGGGGGUGGGUGCAGAAGGAUGCCACCUGGUAUCUCAGGGUGGAGUCACCUGGGUAAAGACUGAGGAAUCACUUCUAUUUUCUCAAUAAAAGGGGACUGGUGUUUUUCUGGUGUGAAA
Equus caballus (horse) is the source of this 2511-nucleotide messenger RNA. RefSeq names its product UDP-GlcNAc:betaGal beta-1,3-N-acetylglucosaminyltransferase 7 (gene B3GNT7). Lineage: Eukaryota; Metazoa; Chordata; Mammalia; Perissodactyla; Equidae. Gene Ontology annotation, molecular function: hexosyltransferase activity; UDP-glycosyltransferase activity. Gene Ontology annotation, cellular component: Golgi membrane. The record is from RefSeq and is a predicted model, not a curated record.